GCCUUUGACCAGCUUUGAUCCUACCCGACCUGUUGGUGGGGCAUGGGGGAUGGGGAAUGGGAGGGAGAGAGAGAGAGAGAGACGUAAAACCAUGGCUCAGUAACUCUGUCGAAAACCUUUCAUUUUCACUUUGGGGUCCUUUCGGAGCUCAGGAAGGUUUCUCAACACAUCGCUCCUGCUCUGAGACAGAGCUCCAGCUGUGACACACAGACUUUAUCCCGUUCCUCCUCACCCUGCGACAGCCCCCCACCCCCUGAGGUAUCUCCAGUGACAGCACAUACCCACUGGCCCAUCACUGCUCGCUGUGAAGUAUAUGACCAUCCCCUGGAGAUUACAGCAUGGCCUCAGGAAGUGUGAGGUGUGUGACGCGGGGGCAGCAAGCCUGAUGUCAGUUUUCACGGAGAAGGCCUAUAUCCGUAAGGAUCCCCUGAACCUUGUGGUGGGCCGCGACCGUUACCAGGUCAACAACAUAUUUGAUGGGAAAAUGGAUGUCCGGCCGAUCCAGGAGAUCCUCAAAGAGGCCGAGGGCAGGGUCGGCGACGAGGUCAACUACAGCGUCACAUCAGCCAACUGCGAGCACUUUGUGACCGACCUCCGUUACGGUGUGGCCCGGUCUGGCCAGGUGGACGAAGUGCUGUUUGCGACGAAGGCUGCCGUGGGGGUGUUAGCGCUGGGAGCCUUCGCUGGCCUCUGUUACCAACUGGUGAAGAACAAAGACAAACAUAAGAAGUGACCGAUUCUGCGGGAGGGUCCCAAUCUCCGAGAGGGUCCGAGGCUGGCUGCAGACGCGGGUCUCGAUUUCAGGAGCAGGCCGGCUGGGUAUGGGCAGACACAUGGACAUCUACGGGGAAUCCAUCGAACUCUUAGAAACCCCCCUCUGGAAAUAAACCGUCUCUUGAACCAACCCUCAGCCAGAGGAGGGAGCGAGCGAGGUUAAACUUGAGGGUGUGGGGAGCCGGCGAGAGGCAGUGGGUUUUAUUUAUCAGCCUGAGUCCCGGAGUUGUCUGUAACCGGGCUCUGUCACUUCCCCUCACGCCUCAGAGCAGCUCGAAUACCUUGGAUCUCGUGGUUUAAUUCUACAAAUUCCAUUUUCUCUCUCUGUCUCUCUCUCUUAUCAAUAAAGGGGGCUGUGUGUUUGUCAACA
This is a messenger RNA of Rhincodon typus (whale shark), 1144 nucleotides long. RefSeq names its product phospholipase A and acyltransferase 3-like. Gene Ontology annotation, molecular function: A2-type glycerophospholipase activity; glycerophospholipid phospholipase A1 activity. The transcript is spliced from 4 exons. The record is from RefSeq and is a predicted model, not a curated record. Gene Ontology annotation, cellular component: cytoplasm. Bases 314 to 733 code for a protein of 139 amino acids. Lineage: Eukaryota; Metazoa; Chordata; Chondrichthyes; Orectolobiformes; Rhincodontidae. Gene Ontology annotation, biological process: N-acylphosphatidylethanolamine metabolic process.